Messenger RNA from Melozone crissalis (California towhee), 2070 nucleotides. Its product is annotated as cell division cycle protein 20 homolog. Bases 1 to 2070 code for a protein of 689 amino acids. Gene Ontology annotation, molecular function: anaphase-promoting complex binding; protein binding; ubiquitin ligase activator activity. Gene Ontology annotation, biological process: positive regulation of anaphase-promoting complex-dependent catabolic process; positive regulation of ubiquitin protein ligase activity; anaphase-promoting complex-dependent catabolic process. Gene Ontology annotation, cellular component: anaphase-promoting complex. The transcript has 15 exons. NCBI's taxonomy places the organism in Eukaryota, Metazoa, Chordata, Aves, Passeriformes, Passerellidae. The record is from RefSeq and is a predicted model, not a curated record.
AUGGCGCAGUUCCUGUUCGAGGCGGACGUGCACGGGCUGCUGAAGCUGGACACGCUGAUCCCGAACGCGCCGCCUGCGCGAUGGCAACGCAAAGCCAAGGAGAGCGGCCCCGGGCUAAGUCCCGUCGGCGUGUCGCCCAUGAAGCCGGCCAAUCGCUCCCACAGCUCCAGCAAGACGCCGUCCAAGACACCCGGUAAAUCUGGAUCCAGAAUUCAAAGCUACCCCACAAAGGCUGGGGGAGAUCGCUACAUUCCCAGCCGCAGCACUAUGCAGAUGGAGAUGGUAAAUUUCCUCCUAGCCAAAGAGAAUGACCCUGCUGAGGAUUCCCCUACCAAGAAGGAGCAACAGAAAGCCUGGGCAGUGAAUCUGAAUGGUUUUGAUGUAGAAGAGGCAAAGAUCCUCCACCUCAGAGGAAAACCACAGAAUGCUCCAGAAGCUAUGAUACAGGGCUAUCAGAAUAACCUGAACAUACUCUACAGUCAGAAAAUGGCACCUGGAUUCAGCAGGAAGAAGAGCAGAUAUAUUCCCUCAAAGUCAGACUGGGUCUUGGAUGCACCAGAGAUCUGCGACAACUACUAUCUGAAUCUCAUAGACUGGAGCUCCCAGAACUUCCUGGCAGUGGCUCUGGACAACACUGUUUAUCUGUGGAAUCACGCUACUAGGGAGAUUAUCCCCCUGCUGCAGAUGGAGCAUCCAGAUGUUUACAUUUCCUCUGUGUCAUGGAUUAAAGAUGGAGACUACCUUGCUGUUGGCACAAGUAGUGCUGAGGUUCAGCUAUGGGACGUUGAGCAGCAGAAACGUCUCCGAACCAUUACCAGCCAUUGUGUCCGUGUGGGAACCCUCAGCUGGAACAGCUACAUCCUCUCCAGUGGUGCACGGACUGGGCACAUCCAUCACCACGAUGUCCGAGUGGCUGAGCAUCACGUGGCCACCCUUGCUGGCCACACACACGAGGUGUGCGGACUCAAAUGGCCUCUGGAUGGCCGCUACCUGGCCAGUGGUGGCAAUGACAGUCUGGCGAACGUCUGGCCAUGCACCCAAGGUGGGGAUGGCGACUUUUCUCCUGUACAGACCUUCACUCAGCACCAGGGUGCUGUCAAGGCUGUGGCGUGGUGCCCAUGGCAGAUGAAUGUUCUAGCCACUGGAGGUGGCACUAGUGACAGACAUAUCCGCAUCUGGAACGUGUGUUCUGGCGCCUGCCUCAGUGCUGUUGAUACCCGUUCCCAGGUCUCUUCUAUCCUAUGGUCAACAAACUACAAGGAGCUCAUUUCAGGCCAUGGCUUUGCACAGAACCAGCUGGUUAUAUGGAAGUAUCCAACAAUGACCAAGGUUGCAGAGCUGCAAGGUCAUACUGAUAGAAUCUUGAACCUGACCAUGAGCCCUGAUGGUACAGCAGUGGCCUCAGCAGCUGCUGAUGAAACACUGCGGAUCUGGCGCUGUUUUGAGAUGGACCCCAUAAAGAAGAAGAAGAAGGAGAAGGCAGUGGUGCAGAAUGCUGCGCUGGCGCCGCAGGACCCCAGGUGUGGGGCUGUCGCUGACGUGCUGUUGGAUGUGGGGCUUUAUGCCGAUGUUCGGGGGCAGAUGGCAGAGGACUGUGCAGACAUCGUCCCCCUGGGCUGGAAGUUAGCUGCUGUGGCUGCUACUGUGCAGCUGGUCUGGGCAUCACUGCAGGGCAGGCGGCCACAGCAGGGGACUGCGCAGGCUGGCAAGAAGCAGGGGAAGAAAGCACAGAAGGUCGGAUUUCCCAUGUUCUUGUGUGGUCAGUGCGGACAGCUGACCGGUCACGUGGAGCGGGCGGCUUUGGAUCCACUGGGCCGCCUCAAGUGGACCACUGUCCUGGCCAAGGACCCUCCCGAGAUGCUGCGGGCAAACCCCAGAUACCUUAGGGCCUUGGAGCUUUGGCAGACCGAUGUCACCCAGAUUGCCAAGUUUGGCUGGCUCAGAUACUGGAGUACGCUGGGUACCUCAAAGUGUGUUCGCCCUGACCUGGACCGCAGAGACAGAAUCCAGCUGACGGGCAAGAUGGAAACUGUGACCAACCUGAAAGGCAUCAAGCGGGUGAAUCAUUGA